UCGUGUCGCCGGAAGUGGGAGGUGUCGCGCGCGGGCCGGCGCUCGACCCCUCCCCCCCGUAGCUCGGCCGCCCCCUCCCCCCGCUCCGCCCGCUCAGAACACGAUGGCGGCAUCUGAGGUAGCUGGUGUUGUGGCCAAUGCCUCCAGUCCUCCAGACUCAUCUUCUAGUUUAUGUGCUUCCAAGUCAGAGGAAGGUCUCCCAGAUGGUCUAAGCCCUAAAGACUCUGCACAGAAGCAGAAGAACUUGCCUCUGUCGAGUGUAAGUAGCCAAACGAUAACCAAGGAGAAUAACAGAAAUGUCCAUUUGGAACACCCAGAGCAGAAUCCUGGUUCAUCAGCAGGUGACACCUCAGCAGCCCACCAGGCGGUUUUAGGAGAAAACUUGAUAGACACAGCCCUUUGUCUUUCUGGCAGUGGGUCUCAGUCUGAUUUGAAGGACUUGGCCAGCACAGCAGGAGAGGAGGGGGACACAAGCCUCCAGGAGAGCCUCCAUCCAGUCACUCGGUCUCUUAAGGCAGGGUGCCAUACAAAGCAGCUUGCCUCCGGGAAUUGCUCUGAAGAGAAAUCCCCACAAGCCUCCAUCCUAAAGGAAGGUAGCAGGGACACAGGCUUGGAUUUCCGACCUGUAGCGCCUCCAGCCAAUGGGGUUGAAGGAGUCAGAGUGGAUCAGGAUGAUGAUCAGGAUAGCUCUUCCCUGAAGCUUUCUCAAAACAUUGCUGUACAGACUGACUUUAAGACGGCGGAUUCAGAGGUAAACACAGAUCAAGAUAUUGAGAAGAAUUUGGAUAAAAUGAUGACAGAGAGAACUCUGUUGAAGGAGCGUUACCAGGAGGUCCUAGACAAGCAAAGGCAAGUGGAGAAUCAGCUCCAAGUGCAAUUAAAGCAGCUUCAGCAAAGGAGAGAAGAAGAAAUGAAGAAUCACCAGGAGAUAUUAAAGGCUAUUCAAGAUGUGACAAUAAAGCGGGAAGAAACAAAGAAGAAGAUAGAGAAAGAAAAGAAGGAGUUUUUGCAGAAGGAGCAGGAUCUCAAAGCUGAGAUUGAGAAGCUUUGUGAGAAAGGCAGAAGAGAGGUGUGGGAAAUGGAACUGGAUAGACUCAAGAAUCAGGAUAGUGAAAUUAACCGGAACAUUAUGGAAGAGACAGAACGGGCCUGGAAGGCAGAGAUCUUAUCACUAGAGAGCAGAAAAGAGUUGUUGGUAUUGAAACUAGAAGAAGCAGAAAAAGAGGCAGAAUUGCACCUUACUUACCUCAAGUCAACUCCCCCAACAUUGGAGUCAGUUCGUUCCAAACAGGAAUGGGAGACAAGACUGAAUGGAGUUCGGAUAAUGAAAAAGAAUGUUAGGGACCAAUUUAAUAGUCAUAUCCAGCUAGUGAGGAAUGGAGCCAAAUUGAGCAGCCUUCCUCAAAUCCCUACUCCCACGUUGCCUCCACCCCCAUCAGAGACAGACUUCAUGCUUCAGGUGUUUCAACCCAGUCCCUCUUUGGCUCCUCGGAUGCCCUUCUCCAUUGGGCAGGUCACAAUGCCCAUGGUUAUGCCCAGUGCAGAUCCCCGUUCCUUGUCUUUCCCGAUCCUGAACCCAGCCGUUUCCCAGCCUAACCAGCCUUCCCCACCCCUUCCUGGCUCACAUGGGAGAAAUAGCCCUGGCUUGGGUUCCCUUGUCAGCCCCCACGGUCCACACAUGCCCCCUGCCGCCUCCAUCCUGCCUCCCCCAGGCCUGGGCGGUGUUAAGGCUUCUUCUGAAACUCCUCGGCCCCAGCCAGCAGACAAACUGGAGAAGAUUUUGGAGAAGCUGCUGGCCCGGUUCCCACAGUGCAAUAAGGCCCAGAUGACCAACAUUCUUCAGCAGAUCAAGACAGCACGUACCACCAUGGCAGGCUUGACCAUGGAGGAACUGAUCCAAUUGGUAGCCGCACGGCUAGCAGAACACGAGCGGAUGGCAGCAAGUACUCAGCCUCUUGGUCGGAUCCGAGCCUUAUUCCCUGCUCCACUGGCCCAAAUCAGUACCCCAAUGUUCUUGCCUUCUGCCCAGGUUUCAUAUUCUGGAAGGUCUUCACAUACUCCAGCCACCUGUAAGCUGUGUCUAAUGUGCCAGAAACUUGUCCAGCCCAGUGAGCUGCACCCAAUGGCAUGUACCCAUGUGUUACACAAGGAGUGUAUCAAAUUCUGGGCCCAGACCAACACAAAUGACACUUGUCCCUUUUGUCCAACUCUUAAAUGACGGACCUGACUGGGGAGGAAGAAGAAGAGAAACUGAUGUGAACAGGAAGCGCGGGUUCAAGAUUUCUAAAACUCUAUAUUUAUACAGUGACAUAUACUCAUGCCAUGUACAUUUUUAUUAUAUAGGUAAUAUGUGUAUAGAAAGUCUGUAUUCAAAUGUUCGUAAAUGAAAGUAUGUAUAUUAUGCAGAAACAGUCUGUUCCCCUCAUCUUACAAUUCCGUUGGGGGAUGCAGAUUGUAGGGAAGUUUUUUAGUUUGGCCUUGAAAUUAUGAUAUCGCUGCCCAGGGCUGUUUUCAAAUACAAUAUAAAAACCAUCUAGGAAGCUGCUGUCGCUCUACAGCCAUCCUGCUUUGGUUGGGCUCAGCCUCUAGUCCAUUUUCUUAAGGUUCCUGUCUGCAGAUUUAAAGCCUGGUGCUCACCUGCUGUCCAACCAGAUGCCUUGCUUACUGAAAGCCUCCAGAAGCCUCAGUAUUGUUUUAGUCACUCCAGAUGGAUAAAAGGAGACUGACUGAGGAAAAAAAA
This is a messenger RNA of Otolemur garnettii (small-eared galago), 2740 nucleotides long. It is a transcript of the gene RNF214, whose product is annotated as ring finger protein 214. Bases 104 to 2218 code for a protein of 704 amino acids. Gene Ontology annotation, molecular function: ubiquitin-protein transferase activity. The transcript has 15 exons. NCBI's taxonomy places the organism in Eukaryota, Metazoa, Chordata, Mammalia, Primates, Galagidae. The record is from RefSeq and is a predicted model, not a curated record.